Molecule: messenger RNA, 1739 nt
Organism: Vigna radiata var. radiata (mung bean)
Lineage: Eukaryota; Viridiplantae; Streptophyta; Magnoliopsida; Fabales; Fabaceae
Product: transcription factor MYB61
Exons: 3
Coding region: 235-1422 (395 amino acids)
Biological process (GO): regulation of stomatal movement
Source: RefSeq, a predicted model, not a curated record
UCUUGGUACAACUUUCUCCUCUCUAUUUAUUUGAUUCCCUGUCAUGCUGCCAUUUUAUUUUCUCACUUUCCUUGUCUCACCAUAAUAAUAACCCUGUUUAACUCAAACCUUCAUAACUCUUCCCCUCACCCCACCAAAACACCCUUUACUUUUCUAGCCAUUCAUUCUUCCUCCACGUACGUUUUGACAAAAACCAUUGCUGGAUUCAACACUUGCUCACUCACGUACGUACACAUGGGAAGACACUCUUGUUGCUACAAACAGAAGUUACGGAAAGGCCUUUGGUCUCCAGAGGAAGAUGAGAAGCUUCUGGAUUACAUCACCAAACAUGGUCAUGGAUGUUGGAGUUCAGUCCCCAAACUUGCUGGUCUGCAGAGGUGUGGGAAGAGUUGUAGGUUGAGGUGGAUAAAUUACCUUAGGCCUGAUUUGAAGAGAGGAGCAUUCUCACAGGAGGAGGAGAACAUGAUCAUUGAACUCCAUGCAGUCCUUGGAAACAGGUGGUCUCAGAUUGCAGCACAGUUACCGGGAAGAACUGACAAUGAGAUUAAAAACUUAUGGAACUCGUGCCUGAAGAAGAAGCUGAGGCAAAGAAGCAUUGACCCAAACACCCACAAACCACUCUCUGAGGUUGAGAAGGACAAGGACAUGCCACCCUCAACCGACAAAACCAAUCAGAAAGCCUCAUUGGGAUCCAAUGAAGUGCCAGCAAAACCCUUGCCUUCUUCAGAGAGAUACCCUCUUGAAGUUUCCACCAGUUCAACCCAGGAACUAUUCCUAGAUAGGUUUGGUGCUACCUGCCAUGACAACACUUGCAGACCCUCUGAUGUGGUAGGACCAUAUUUCUCCUUCAACCACUUCAACUAUGGGACAACAACCAUCGGCCUCUCUGCAAACCCCAACGCAUCUCUUUCUUUCAUUCCACCCUCCACCUCUUCAGACCUCAACAAUUCCACCAUAACCUCCUCUAUGCUGCAUUCCAUUUUCCCAACACAUGUCAAGCUCCAAUCUAACGACAACCCUUCCAUAUCCUCUGAUGCGGUUCAAAACUGGGAAUCCAACAACACAAACAAAACCAAUGCCAGUAUGCAGUUUCAAAGCAGCACAAACUUCCUUGAAAACACGUGGGGGGUGGCUGAUUCUGCAAAGGUUAACAUUAACAAAGAUUCUCAAGUGCCCCUUCAGACAGAACAAGAGGAUCUAAAAUGGUCUGAGUAUCUUAACACCCCAUUUAUUCUGGGAAACACACCGGAGAAUCAAAUCCAAACCUCUCAAUCUAUCUACAGUGAGGUCAAACCAGAAACAGGAUUCAUAACAGACGAGUCAUGUACUAGUUGGCACCACCCGCCACCAGCUUUUCAACUUUCCGAUAUAUAUAGCAAGAAUCUGCAGAGAUUUUCAGUGACUUUUGGACAAACCCUUUAACCUGUACGUGAUAUGUGGAAACUUCAACUCAACGAAAGAGACAAAGAUGUUGCCGACUUAAUUUCCAAUGUGAACCAGGUCAGAAUUUUCUCGUGAGUUCUGACCACAGGUGUGUGCUGUAAAAAAAUUUGUGAUUAAUUCCAGCUUCUUAUAUAUUCCCACCAUUUUGUUAAUCAAACGUAGAGGCACCACUGCUGAAAUAAGGCUUGUUCCAAUUCAAUGCUUCUCUCCUAUAAAAUUCUUAAGCCGUUCCUUACAAUGUACAUGUAGCUUGUGAGUUAUUUUUGUGUAUACAAAUUCUUAUUAUUUUGUACCAA